AUGGGCCAGCUGCAGCUCUGGCUUGCCGUCCUGGCCGGGCUCUCGGAGAUCGUGGCCCAGGAAGGACACCCCAACCUCCUGCCACGUCCCCCCUCUCAUCCCCCAGACCUGUACCGAAAGGUGUUCGUCUUCCGCAAGGACCCCAGCGAUGCCUACGUGUUGCUGAGGGCCAAGCUUGAGCAGCCGCUGCAGAACUUCACCGUGUGCUUGCGGUCCUACACCGACCUGACCCGGCCCUACAGCCUCUUCUCCUACGCCACCAAGGCGCAGGACAACGAGAUCCUCCUCUUCAAGCCCAAGCCCGGCGAGUACCGGUUCUAUGUGGGGGGCAGGUUCGUCACCUUCCGCGUCCCCGAGGGCCGCGGGGACUGGGAACACGUCUGCGCCAGCUGGGAGUCGGCCACCGGCAUCGCCGAGUUUUGGCUCAACGGGAAGCCCUGGCCCCGCAAGGGGCUGCAGAGGGGCUACACGGUGGGGGUGCAGGCGGCCAUCCUGCUGGGGCAGGAGCAGGACGCCUUUGGGGGUGGCUUCGACGUCUACAACUCUUUCUCGGGAGAGCUGGCCGACAUCUACCUGUGGGAUGCAGGGCUGUCCCCAGACAAGAUGCGAGCCGCCUACCAGUCCCUGCGCCUGCCGCCCGCUGUCCUGGCCUGGAAGAGCCUAAGCUACGAAGUGAAAGGCGACGUGGUGGUGAAACCCCGGCUCCGGGAGGUGCUGGGGCCAUGAGAGCCGGCCGGAUCCGGGGCUGGGGCAGCCUCAGCCCCCGCUCUCCCCUCCCCGCCCCAUCACCCCUUGGCUUCUACAACCCCCCAAGAAGAAGGUGCCAUCUGUGUGCCCC
Messenger RNA from Athene cunicularia (burrowing owl), 838 nucleotides. RefSeq names its product amyloid P component, serum (gene APCS). Gene Ontology annotation, biological process: innate immune response. Lineage: Eukaryota; Metazoa; Chordata; Aves; Strigiformes; Strigidae. Bases 1 to 726 code for a protein of 241 amino acids. The record is from RefSeq and is a predicted model, not a curated record. Gene Ontology annotation, molecular function: complement component C1q complex binding. The transcript is spliced from 2 exons.